This is a messenger RNA of Spodoptera litura, 1778 nucleotides long. RefSeq names its product proteasome regulator gamma (gene REG). Lineage: Eukaryota; Metazoa; Arthropoda; Insecta; Lepidoptera; Noctuidae. Gene Ontology annotation, molecular function: endopeptidase activator activity. Gene Ontology annotation, biological process: regulation of G1/S transition of mitotic cell cycle; positive regulation of endopeptidase activity; regulation of proteasomal protein catabolic process. Gene Ontology annotation, cellular component: proteasome activator complex; nucleoplasm; cytoplasm. The record is from RefSeq and is a predicted model, not a curated record.
AGUAACGUUCUUUGAUUAGUGUGUGUGUGACCUCAGUUUUCUGCAGAAGUGCGGUUGAAUAAUACUGUUUUACAGUAUAAUCUCACUGUUCUCUUACGGUCAACGUUGAAAAGAUACCGGAACGUGUAAUUGUAACAAUGGGAGCUGUACAAGACUACAAGGAUUCUUUAAAGCAGAAAGCCGAGCAUCUGAUUAUCAAAGGAUUUCCAGAGAAGAUCGUAAAAUUGAAUGAACUUCUAGAAACAUCAAAUUUCCAGAAUCGCGAUUUAGCUGAUGUACAUCAGGACUUAAACAUUCCAGUGCCACCUCCUGCAUCAGCAGCGAAUGAGCCAAAUGCCAAACGUCCACGGGUGGACUCAUCAGAGGUGUCGAGCAACUCAACUCUUCAUGAGGGCACACGAGUGUAUGCCCUGCCUAAUGGUACAGUGCCAUGCAACAAGCCGCUUAGUGACCUCAUUCAUCUUGUAAAACCACACAUUAGGGAACUGGUUGAAGAUUCAAACUUGCUGAAAAUGUGGAUAUCAUUCAUGAUUCCUAAAAUUGAAGAUGGCAACAACUUCGGUGUUUCAAUACAGGAAGAUACUCUUGCCGAGAUACAGUCCGUGGAGUCGGAGGCCGCCGCCUUCUUUGACCAAAUCUCACGAUAUUUCAUUUCGCGGGCGAAGAUCGUGUCUAAGGUCGCUAAAUACCCACACAUUGAUGACUACAGGAGAGCUGUCCGAGAGCUGGACGAGAAGGAGUACCUGUCCCUAUGGCUAGUGAUGUGCGAAAUCCGUAACCGUUACUGUUCACUUCACGACAUUGUCAUCAAGAACUUGGAGAAGAUUAAAAAGCCACGUUCCUCGAAUGCAGAGUCUCUGUACUAGGCACUAUUUAAAUCUCAAGUAGUAUCUCUUUAGUCACAUGCGAUUGUAAGAAUACAUUGUGGAUCUAAGAGUAAUACUGUAACUGGCUUUCAUACCUCUUGAUUUUUACUCACUAGGCGCAUUUUGUGUAAAUAUUUGUUUGCAUACUACAUGCACAUGUCAACACAUGCUUCUAUAAAUUAUUGUUACAUACCUACAUUAACAUAACAUUCUCAAGUAGUUCUUUAUAGAUGUAUGCGAAAUGUUACAAGUGAUUAUAUCUCCUGUAUUAUUAUAUUUUAGGUGCUAAUUUGUCUAGUGAGUAAAGAUUAAUUAAUUGUGUUGUAGUCUUAUAGCAAGGUUGAGAGGCAGAAGACUCGUAUUAUAUGUGAGACUGAGUGCUGUGUCGUAAUCCAUUUCUUAUUUGUGAAUUAAUAUUGUAGUUAUUAUUGCUUGAUAAUGACAUUUUAUGAUAAUUUAAAUUUUGACUAAUGUUAAAGGGUGUGUUUCACGAUCCCUGUUUGUGUUGCUGUUAAUGUUAUUUUAGUGAAAUUAACAUCAAUUCCAUUAGGCGUGGUGAAACAGGCCCUAAUUAUAUUUUAAUGACUUCAGAGUAUACACUGACAACUUGCUAUGACACUGCAAUAUAAUUAUCUCGUCAGUUGUUCCAAAACUAUUCAUAAAUAGGAUUUAGUUAAGCUAAAAUAUUGUUACUUAAUAUGAUGACAUUCAAUAAACCCAAUGAUUUACAAUACAAUAAUGUAAUGGAGUUUAAAAAUUUCUGUUUUAAAAUAAUACAAUUAUGACAUAAGUAUUCCUGAUUGAAAUUUAUCCAAAAGUGAUGUUAUUGGCUUAUAGUCAGUUUUUUUAAUUUAAAUAAUUAUACCCAUGUCGAAAAUAAUAAUAAUGAAUACAUUUCUAUGAAUGUGUAAA